This is a messenger RNA of Lethenteron reissneri (Far Eastern brook lamprey), 5329 nucleotides long. RefSeq names its product kelch-like protein 29. NCBI's taxonomy places the organism in Eukaryota, Metazoa, Chordata, Hyperoartia, Petromyzontiformes, Petromyzontidae. Gene Ontology annotation, molecular function: protein binding. The record is from RefSeq and is a predicted model, not a curated record.
UGACUGUCUCCAUUGUCGGGGUUGGGGGCUAUAGGGUCCGUAUCACGUCGUAGGCGAUUUGUAUUUUUUUUUUAUCCUUUUGGUUCGUAAUUGACGACUUUGUAAUUCCUACGACGACUCUCCUAACGACCCUGCAAAGGCGGUGCAGCUGGGAUCAUGUCACGGCAGCAAGGCGGCAGGUUCGAGAGAAACUUCGUCUCCAGAGGCUCACGGGACCGCGGGGGCAACCACGUCGUCGGCAGUGGCUCGCGGUUCGCGGGCUCCGUGUCCUCCUUCGCCUCCACUCCCGCAUCGUCCUACUUCUCCGUGGGCAAUGCGGCCGGGGCUCAGCUGAUACAGAGUCUCGCCACCAACUCGCUCAACUCGCAGUCCAACGUGCAUUUCAGGCCAUCGCAGCUGCUGCCUGAUGGCAUGCAGUUUGGAAACAUUCCCUGGAACACGGACGAGCCGCCGUCGAAGCAAAUGAAAAGCAAUCCAACCUGGAUGUCAGGGCUGCUGCAGAACCAAAGUGGGUCCUCCACCCAGGACAGCUUUGUGCUUGGCCAGAGCAACAACUCCCUACUGAACCAGCCACCAGCUCAGGGUUUCCCAUCGUCCAACCAGAGCGCUCUCAACCAGCAGCUGAUCUCACUUCUCCUGCAGAAGCAGCAGCCACAGCAGCAGCCACAGCAGCAGCCACAGCAGCAGCCACAGCACAUUACAGCUGUUCCUCCCGUUCGCCUGCUGGGGCCUGGCUUGACUCUGUCCACGCAGCCGAAUCAGCAGCAGAAGGGGCUGUUGCCAUUGCCGCCGAAUUUUCUCUCAACGAGCAGCGCAUCCUCGGCCUUCAGCUCGACGCCGUUUAUGCAGCUCGCCUCGUCCUCGAGUCUCAUGCAGUUUCCCCCGCCCGUGCCUCCCGUUCCACCCACAGCGGGGCUGGCGCCAGGUCUCGGCACAAACGGGAUUGGCUCGCCUUUCCCGUCAAAUAUGUUCUCGUUGCCAUCGACGGGCCUGGCCAUGAACCAGGCUGCCCAGGCGAUGAAUCAGGUGGCCCAGCCUCUGUUGCAACAUCUUGCACAGCAGGCGCCACCUGGCCAUUUCAUGAUGGGCAUGCAACAGCAGCAGCAACAGCAGCAGCAACAACAGCAGCAGCAGCAGCUACAUCAGCAGCAGAAUGCGGCGGUGCCGAUGAUUGCCGGUGUGCCGCUAAAUGGCAUGCUCCAGAACCCUGGUACCGUGGGUCUCCAGCUGCCGCAGAUGAAAAAAGAAAUGAGGGAUGGGAAGAUGGAGUUCAGCGAUCCUGACCACCCUAAAGAAAUGCUGAAUGAAAUGAACCAGCAACGGCAUGACAGAGAGUUCACUGACGUGAAACUUAUAGUUCAGGGUGGACUGUCCGUGGAUGCUCACCGUAACGUUCUAGCCUCCUGCUCUCCUUAUUUCAAGGAACUGAUCAAAAGAACGCAGCUGGAACAGUCGGGCACAUUCGUCCCGACCAGCGGGACCGGCAUGGGCGGUGUCCCCCCCCCCUCUGGUCCAGAGUUGCGGGCCCUCGAGCUGCAUGUCGAGGGCGUGAGUGCCCAGGUGAUGGAGAUGCUGCUGGAGUUUAUUUACACGGGCCGCUGCGUGUCGGAGAGCAUCGCUCACGCCCGCCCCCUGGCAGAGGCCGCCCGCACGCUGCAGAUCGCCUCCUUCUGCCGCGUCUGCACUACUUACCUAGAGAAGCAACUGAACGUGAGCAACUGCCUGGGUGUGUACGCCAUGGCUGAAGCGCUGGGCAGCGCCGACCUGGAGAGACGGGCACGCGCCUUCGUUCUCACCAACUUCCCCGAGCUGGCGAUGCGCGAGGAGGUGCUGAGCGUGUCGUGCGCCCAGCUGGUGUCGCUGCUCUCCAACGACGACCUCAACGCCAAGACGGAGGAGCUCGUGUACGACCUGGCCAUCCGUUGGGUGCGCAAGGACAUCUGCGCCCGCUUGCAGCAUGCCGCCGAGGUGCUGUCAGUGGUGCGGCUGCCGUUCCUGCACCCGAGCUUCCUGCUGAACACGGUGGACAACGAGGACAUCGUGCGCUCCUCCGAGGCUUGCCGCGAGCUCGUGAACGAGGCUAAGCGCUACCACAUGUUGCCGGAUUCACGCCAGGACAUGCAGACGGCGCGUACACGGCCACGCGCCGCUACGGGCGUGUCGGAGGUGAUCGUGCUGGUGGGCGGGCGACGCUUUGACGGCGCCAGCCACCGCUGCCUCACGGCCGUCACCUGCUACAACCCGGCGGUUGACAAGUGGUUCCCACUCGCCAGCCUGCCCUUCUUUGAGCGCGACCACUACUGCGUCGUCAGCGCCGGCGACAAUAUCUACCUGACCGGCGGCAUCGAGAACGGCGUGACGCUGGGUGAGGUGUGGUGCUACUCGGUGAUGAGCGACAGCUGGGGCCUGGUGUCCCGCAUGGCGAUGGCCCGAGGUCGGCACAGCGGCCUGGUGUACGAUGGCAAGCUCUACUCGCUGGGCGGCGUGGGCAGCUCCAGCACGCUCACGCACUGCGAGAGGCUGGACACGGUGACGAACCAGUGGGAGGCCUUGUCACCGAUGCCCAGGGCCGUCCACUCGGCUGCGGCCGCCACCUACGGGGGGCGACUCUACAUGUUCGGCGGCAUCAACGACGCGGGCCGCUCGGCCAACGUCAUGCAGUCCUUCCUGCCGCACAUCAACUCCUGGAGCUUCAUAGAGACGCCCAUGAUUGACAACAAGUAUGCGCCGGCUGUGGUGUUCAACGGGCUGAUUUACAUCCUGGGGGGGGCGUUCUCGCGCACCACCACCAUCUACGACCCCGAGAAGGAAAACAUCAAGUCGGGUCCCACGCUCAACUACACCCGGCAGUGCUGCGGGGCGGUCGUGCGCGGAAACAGGAUCUACGCGACGGGGGGCCUCGUGAGCCCCGAGGGCCCCGCGCUGGGCAACCUGGAGGUGCUGGACCUGGAGAAGAACACCUGGACGCUGCAGUCCGGGCUGCCCUGCGCCCUCUACCGCCACGGCUGCGUCCUCAUCAAAAAGUCCUUCUCAAACAAUUGACGUGCGUCGCCAAACGCACCACGUGCGGCUUCGUAGCCCCGGCCUCCCAAGGUUCGACGUCGGCAGUGGCACGUUUGCCGCACGAGUUCGCCGCCCUGGUUAAUUGCUGUGGGUGUAUUUAACUGUCAAAAUACGCGCCGCCUGCUUUGCGUUGGACGUUAAAAUAUGCCGUCACAUUUUAAACGGUAGGCCGCGUUUGCUGAGGUCGAAGUCCAAAUUGGCCAAAUUCGAUAAAUUACUCGCAAAUUCCUUCCUUGGGAUGCCCACAAAACAACAUUGCCCCUCUAAUUGCAGACCAAUGGCCCGCUAACUAGCCGGUGCCUAUUUCAUUGCUGCAUAUCAAGAAUCAGGAAAAUAAUUUAUGCCACCAAAUUUCUAGUUCAUUCUUUGAUCUUCUUAACCAUCUGCAAUUCUCUUUUUCUUGGUAUCCCUGCCUCUGCCUCCCACUCCCCUCCAACGAAUUGAGAAUGCUUCUGCACGAGUUAUUCUCAAUCUCCUCUUUAACUCUCACACUUCGCCUCUCCUCCUCCAACUCCACUGGCUUUCCCAUUCACUACACCGCUGUCUUUUCAAAUACCCGAUGCUCGUCUUUAAAGCUCUUCUAUGGCCUUUCCCCACCUCAUCUCGCCUCUCUCAUCAUGUCCCCUCCUUCUCAUCCCCUUCAUUCACAAUCUUCUCUUGGUCUCCUCUCCCUUCUCCCCUGUGCCCCAAUCCUGUUUUUCGGUAUUUCUCCCUCCUUGAACCCCCCCACUGGAAUAAACUUCCUCGCUGCGUUAAGCAGUCCCCCCUCCUUAAGUUGGUCUGAGCAAAGACGUUAGGCAGUGUGUGUCACAAUUGUGUUGACCUGGUUGUACAAUGUAUAUUUUUGUGAUUGAAAGCGUCGUGUUCUGCUUUCACGCAUAAACCGUUGAUAUAAUGCACACUGAGGAGUGUGCAAUUUACACUUGGCCCUAUUCUCCAGAUUAUAAGACACUCCGGAAAUGAACACGUACUCCAUACUUGUGCCCAGGGGUGGUGGCACGGGGGAAGUGCGUUUUAUAAAAUGGAAAUUGUGCUUUUUGUUUUGUAGUGCCGUAUUUACCUAAACUUUCAUUUGUUUUCCAUAAUUCACUCUUAUACGGGUAUAGAUGAAUGUUCUGCAAAACUAUUAUUUAGCCCAUAGAUAUAGUGUUGCAUACAAUGUGUAUAUAUAUAUACUUCAGAAUUUUUGUAGUGUCGCAUACCAUGUAUUUGCAUUUCAAUUGGAAAUCGUAUUUCGCUUUAAUAGAUUUCAUAGGACUUUGUAUAAGGCAAAUGCUUUUAAGGUGCAGAUGCCUUUUCCACCUGGUAUAUAAGGAGUGUACGCAGUGCAACCACGUUUGUAUGUUCAACGUCUUUGGCACUAUGUAGCCACCCGCGCUAAUCGAAAGUGCGGUCGGCUGAAUGCAUUUGUCUGCGUAACUACCCGAGAUCUCGUUUGCGUGGUCCCACCCUGGAGAAGUCAAUUACACACAGUGGCACUGCUGGUCCCACCAUGGGGAAGUUGGCCCAGUGGCACUGGUAUGUACACGUACUACCCGCUUGUCAAUCCGCUGCUGGAUGAGGGCCUCCCCGCACCGUGCGGACCAUGGAAGUAAUUUGGCCAUAUUUCACCAUGCUGGCCACUGCGGGAUUGGUGAAGGCGGGGAGCAUAGAAGUACAGUACAGCAAUGGCUUUUGCUGUACUGCCCUCUGCUGCCCACAAUGUGUAACUCUGUAGCUUGUCAACCUGUGUGUGAUGGUCACUCAUCCAAGCUCUUUGUAGGGUCAACCAUGAUUGUCUUAGAUUUUACAAGGCCGGACACAUUCUUGGUGAUAAUGGCCAUACACUAUUUGGUUUUGGGCAGUUUGAUAUUUGAGCUCGUAAGUCCUCCUUUAUACCCCCCCAAUAGUCCCAUCCCCUACUGGUGCGACGAUUUAUGUUUGUUACUUUAGUAACGAAUGACUGCAUUAAUCGAUUUUGCAUCGCUUAAGGGACAUAUAUUUGCUGUACAGUUUACAUGAAUACACGCGCGUGUAGUCCAUGACACAAGCACCAACGUUCUUAAUAUUGACGGGAUCGAGGGGCAUCUGGGCCAGAUCCUUUAAUUUGAAUGCGGUCUGGUCAGUCCCCCAAACCCAGGUGCCCCUUAAUACAAAUAAAGACAUCUCCCGUUUUUAAUUCAAAGAUUUUUGUAAAUAUUGCUCGUAUUGUUUUAAUGCAUAUAUUUUGUUCCUGCCCUCAACUGUGUACAUGCAUCUCGUUAAUAAAAUGCAAUAAUUACACGUU